This is a messenger RNA of Cinara cedri, 637 nucleotides long. The record is from the annotation of a GenBank genome assembly. NCBI's taxonomy places the organism in Eukaryota, Metazoa, Arthropoda, Insecta, Hemiptera, Aphididae.
GUACAGGAUUUAUUAAAAAAUAUGUCUAAUGAAGAAUUUGAGAAAUAUAAGGAUUCUUUAGCUGUUAUAUUGUUUGAGAAGCCAAAGGGCUCAAUGGAACAAGCAGCUGUAUAUCAGUUAGAAAUUGAUAAACAAAACUAUAAUUUCAAUCGUGCCGAAAUCGAAAGUGAAGCACUGAAGUCAAUUAACAAAAUGGAUAUUAUUCAGUUUUAUGCUGUAUGUUAUUUGUAAUAUCUAUUAUCAUUAUAUUUCACAUUUACAUAUCAAUUUUAUAGGAUCAAAUAAGUCAAUUUGGGCCCAAAAGGCACAAACUGGCUGUGCAUAUAAAAUCUUCACUUAAAAUCACAAACGAAAAUAAUCAAUUUUCACAAUCAGAUAAUAGUUUGGGAGCAAACAAUGUACGUAUUAAUUAAAAUUUGUGUAGAAGUUUAGACUGUGAAUAAUAUUUUAUUUUAUUUUUUAGAGCACAAUAAUAAUGGACAUAACAGAUUUUAAGAAGAAACACCGUCUAUACUCAUUACCAAUCCCAUUUAUACCUGUGGGCUAUAAGACUUUCUUCUGAAAAAAUCAAAUCAUGAUAAAUACAUAUAAUAAUAUAAUAUAGUGUGAUCAGAAUUUUAUGUUACAACAGUUUUCU